CUUUAGCGGGUUAUUUGGUGUUGUGUUUUUUUUUUUACUUUCAUAUGUUAUAGGAAAGAUUAGUGUUUAUAUUGCACAUGACAUUAUCUAAAUAUAUAAUACUUGUGGUGCUUGAUAGACCAAAGUAAACUUUAGUUUACAACGUGUCCUGGCUUUGGCAAUUCGCUAACUCCGCCUCUGGGCACUAUACAUUGUUCAAUGAAUCCUUCCUUUAAUUGCCGUGAAGUUUGUAGCAGACAGUUUGGGAGGACGAUUUAAGCAAGAGUUGUACGUGAUUCAGUCAUUCAGUGCACUCACGACAACCAGGAUGCAGUACCAUGCUACACGGUAGUCUCAAUUGACUUUGCAUUUUCAGCCAGAGGCACUAGUGGUACCUGAUCACAAGAAAGCUCUAGUCGCCUUGCCGAAAGACCUCUUCAACCCCAGUGGGAAGUCAACGGAAGUUAGUUGACACUCCCUUAGUCUAAAAUAUAAGGUGUAUUGAUUUAUUUUUUCAAAGACAAACAUGUGCAUGUCUGACCAAAUAUUUAGACAAAAACAUAUAUCUACAAUAUCAAAUAUAUACCAUUUGAUCCAUCAUGAAAAGUAUUUUUGUAUUUUACCUAGGAUCUAAUAACGCCCGAACGUUCAAUUUUUGACCAAACCAAAUCAAACGUUUUUUACGGCAAUUUUGGUGACACGAGGAUGACAAGUUUAAUUGACAUGCAUAGCAAAUCCAUACUCGGUGUAUUUUUUCAAGAAAAUUGUUGUGUGUGUCAACUAAACUUUUCAUCCAUGCGUCACUAAAAUUGCCAUCGAAAACAUUCAAUUUGCCAUGGUUAAAUCCCGAACGUUCAUGAUUUAUCAUUUCUGUUUAUCUAUUAUUAGGUAUUGCAGAUAUUAAUAUUUUAUUCUAUAUUCUUUGUAAAAACAUCCAAAUAUUUGAUUUUUACGAAAAAAUAUGCACCUUAUAUUCUAGGACUGAGGGAGUAGAUAGCAAUGGGCUUGACCGCGUGAGCACCAAUCUCACAAGGGUAUUCCUCCCGGCUGGAGUAGAAUUGCUUGCCUUGUCAAGGCCCAAGCUUGGCCAAGAAUUAGUCCGAGCCCCAGGAAUUACAACGGGAAACCCAGAAGGCAGAACGGACAGCGGGGAUGUCACAAGGAUGUCAUACAGAUCAAGGCCUAUCCAACGUGAAGAAACUUCUAUGCUACUUCAAAUCUCUUCAAGGAAGAUGGAGAAGCAUAGUGAAGUGCUACAAGAAAGAAAGAAAUAACAAACUACGAGUACUACUGUACUUGGUUACAAUGAUCAUAUAACAUAUCCCUAGUAUAUCAAUACUCCUUGUGCAAGGGACCUAUUAGGAACAUGUAUUUAGUUUUGCCUUGCACGCAAGUAUAAGAAGAUUCCCAGACCGGAAUAAAAUAAAACAAGCAUGAUCUUUAAUUUGGCAUUGCGUGACAUUUCAGGGGACAGUGACAAUACCAUGAUAAUGCAGAAGUCCAUGGCUCCAUGCUAAGGAUCGCUGGCACCAUGGCUAUCAGGGCAUUAUGCAGGCGGCCUAACCACUUGUGGCUUGUCCACCUCCCCUUCUUUUUUCUAACAAGUUGUCCACCUCUUCAAGUGGGCAAUAGCUACCAUAGCAUGUCAAAGACGGCAUAACAUAAACACACAAAAAGAAAAUAUAGCUCAAGCUUGCUAAAUGAUUAUCAUCGCUGCCCAGAGGAAGAAAAAUGUUUUAGCGAUGCCGGUUUUUUUUUCAAGAUCACCCCAGAGAGGGGCAGGGGUUUUAUAAGGAAAAUUGGACCCGAAAACCCAACAUUCUCGGCUAAUCAGGGAAAACCGAAUGAAAACCCACAAAGAAAGAAAAAAGAAAACGAGAAAAAGAGACACAAGAACUAGGGGAUAGGGACGAGACAAAAACUAAUGCUGACGCCGAUUCAAUCAAGGAUUAGCAUCUCAUAACCAGCUCAAUAGCAACAUCAUCAAGGUCCAUAAUAAACUAAUGCUCAGAAAACAAUGCCAAUAUGAAACAAAAGGACAAUCAUAAAUUGCAAAAAAUCAGAAAUAAAACCACGGGACAAACUAUUUUCCACCGUGCAUCUUACGUCAAUUUGGACUUCAAACUUCCUAAAAAGGACAACUUCAAAAUAGGAAAAAAAUCCCAUUACAGUCCUCUGUCUAGAAGCUGCCGCGACUGACUGAGAUAAGAUAGUCGUCAUAAAGAAAAAAUAACCUAUCCGCAUGUUAGACCAAGAAACUGAAGCAUGAGUUCAAAUUGGACUCUAUGAAAGGGCCUUCGCAGCAAGUGGGAAAUUAAUUACGACCACACGCAUACAUACAUGAUGAAAAGAGCAAGCAUAAAUGGAAGCAGUACCUUCGGCCAAACAACUCGCUGAACACCAAGAAAAAUGAACACAUUCCUCUUCCUUAUCAUUCUUCCAUUGCUCACCGCUCUGCCAUGCUCAUAUUCUCAGUCGACGCUAAGCACUGGCUCAUCCUUAUCUGUAGAAGAGCAUAGGCAGACCUUCCUUACCUCACCAAAUGAUGAUUUCUCUUGCGGCUUCCAUGAAGUUGGAGAGAAUGCAUUCACCUUCUCUAUCUGGUUCAGCACCACCAUGGAAAAGACUGUUGUAUGGUCUGCAAACCCCAGGUCCUUCGUGAAUGGCCAUGGUUCCAUGGUGUCUCUGAACCAUAAUGGAAACUUGGUCCUCACUGAUGUUAAUGGCACCGUAACUUGGGAGAGCAAGACAAGCUCUGGCAAGGGCACGGUGGCUUCUCUUCUUGACACUGGCAACCUCGUAAUCAAAGGCUCCACUGGUGCAAUUUUGUGGGAAAGCUUCUCUUCACCAACAGAUACAUUGCUGCCUUUGCAGAAUUUCACAAAAAAUACAAGGCUGGUCUCCAGUUAUUACAGCCUUUAUUUUGACAAUGACAAUGUGCUACGCCUCAUGUAUGACAGUCCAGAAAUAUCAAGUAUCUAUUGGCCAAGUGCAGACUACACAGUGCGUCAAAAUGGGCGGACUAGCUACAACAGCUCUAGGAUUGCAGUCCUCGACACUGAAGGAUUUUUCCUCUCAAGUGAUGGGCUGAAUGUCAAGGCUUCUGAUUGGGGUAAUGGAGUCAAGAGAAGGCUGACAAUUGGUUCUGAUGGAAACCUCAGAAUGUACAGUCUGAAUGUGUCAAAUGGGAGUUGGAUAGUAUCAUGGCAGGCUAUAGCAAAACUGUGUGAUGUGCAUGGGCUGUGUGGAAAAAAUGGGAUAUGUGAAUUCUUGCCAAGUUUCAGGUGUUCAUGUCCCCCAGGAUAUGAGAUGACCGAUCCGCAAAACUGGAACAAAGGUUGCAAGCCACAAUUCAGUAAAAGCUGCAGCAAAGCAGAAGAGUAUGACUUCAUCAAGCUCCCACAAACCGACUUUUAUGGCUUUGAUCUGACCAAUAAUGUGUCCUCACUUGAAGAAUGUAAAAAGACAUGCUUGAACAUUUGCUCCUGCUCAGCUCUCACGUACAAGGUGGGAUAUGGACUUUGCUACACCAAAGCUGUACUCUUCAAUGGUUACAGCUCCCCAAAUUUUCCUGGCGACAACUAUAUCAAACUACCCAAGAAUAUGAGCAUCUCCAGACAAUCUCGUCUUACAUGCAAUCCGGAUAUUCCAGUGAUUGUACAAGGAUCGGCAAGUAUGUAUGGAAUGGAUGAUGUCAACAAGAGUUAUACAAUUUAUUAUGUGUUUGCAGCAAUACUGGGAGCUCUAGUCUUGCUCUUUAUCGGUACAAGCUGGUCGUUUCUUUACAGCAAGCAAAACAUACCUAAGUCAAUGGAAGAAGGCUAUAGGACUGUAAUGAGCCAGUUCAGGAUGUUCAUCUAUAGGGAAUUAAGGGAAGCGACUGGAAAGUUCAAGGAAGAGAUUGGAAGAGGGGGCUCUGGAAUUGUUUACAGAGGCGUACUUGAAGAUAAGAGAGUUGUGGCAGUGAAGAACUUAACUAGCGUUUCACAUAGUGAGGAGGAAUUCUGGGCAGAAAUGAAUAUAAUCGGAAGGAUCAACCAUAUGAAUUUAGUACGGAUGUGGGGUUUUUGCUCUGAGGGUCAACACAAACUGCUGGUGUACGAGUAUGUGGAGAAUGAAUCACUUGACAAGUUUAUAUUUGGUAAUCUAAGUGCUGAGAGAUUACUGGCAUGGAGCCAACGAUUCAAAAUAGCACUAGGAACAGCAAGAGGCUUGGCGUACCUCCAUCAUGAGUGCCUUGAGUGGGUAAUCCAUUGUGAUAUAAAGCCAGAGAACAUACUCCUGACCCGAGACUUCGAAGCAAAGAUAGCAGACUUCGGACUAGCCAAACUCUCAAAGAGAGACAGUUCCAGUUUCAAUCUCACCCACAUGAGAGGAACAAUGGGCUACAUGGCGCCAGAGUGGGCACUGAAUUUGCCGAUCGAUGCAAAGGUUGAUGUAUACAGUUAUGGGGUUGUACUUCUCGAAAUUGUGACUGGAAAUAGGAUCUCAAGUGGGAUUACAGUGGAUGGGAAAGAGGUGGAGUUUAUACAGUUUGUGCAUGCAGUUAAAGAAUUGCUGGGGAGUGGAGAUGUCAAGGUUAUAGCUGAUGCUAGACUGAAUGGCCAUUUCAAUCCUGAGCAAGUGGCGGUAAUGAUGAAAUUGGCUCUAUCUUGUCUCGAAGAAAGAAACAGCAGACCUACAAUGAAUGAAAUUGUAAAAGCUCUACUGGCAUGUGAUGACGAAGACAAUCACCCAGCCUACUCACGGUGACCGGCAAUAAACAACAGUGUAUUAAUUGCAAGAAGAAGAAUUGGUCUAGUAUAUUGUUUGAUAUUUGAAAGUAAAAGAAAAUGUUGCUAGAGAAAAUGUCAGGUUGUGUAAAUCUUUCUGUAGAUGGAACACUAACUGCACUAUAUUGAAUGUUUUUUUUUAUAUGAACUCCUGCAUGAAACAUAGUGGGCUCAUUUGUGUA
Hordeum vulgare subsp. vulgare (domesticated barley) is the source of this 4933-nucleotide messenger RNA. Its product is annotated as putative receptor protein kinase ZmPK1. The record is from RefSeq and is a predicted model, not a curated record. Bases 2389 to 4731 code for a protein of 780 amino acids. Gene Ontology annotation, molecular function: protein serine/threonine kinase activity; ATP binding. Gene Ontology annotation, biological process: recognition of pollen; protein phosphorylation. The transcript has a single exon. Lineage: Eukaryota; Viridiplantae; Streptophyta; Magnoliopsida; Poales; Poaceae.